This is a messenger RNA of Sphaeroforma arctica JP610, 206 nucleotides long. RefSeq lists its product as hypothetical. Lineage: Eukaryota; Ichthyosporea; Ichthyophonida. The transcript has a single exon. The record is from RefSeq and is a predicted model, not a curated record. The annotation marks the transcript as partial.
GUACGGUGAUCAGUCUAUUCAAGAAAGUUUUAGGCGCACGUGAGGUGGCGUUACAGCUACACCCGAACUUCAACCAAGAGGAAGUGAGAGACUUUGACAACACACAGGACGUGCCAGACGAUGUGGUCCACAAGAUCCGCACCACCUUCCCUCUGGCGAGUUUAGCGUAUGAGGGCAAGGCCAAGAUAGUCAAGAAACUCGAAGAC